AUGUUUGCAAAAAACAAUCAAACACAACAUGAAAAUGCAACUUCCACAUCAACCCAUUCGUCAACGUUAACAACAUAUGAUAUUCUGUCAUUGCUUAUAUUGGUGUUGGAGACUGUUGUUGGUAUCCUGGUAAACGGUUUCAUAAUGAUUGUAAAUUUAAUUGAUCUGGUGACCCACAGAAAACUGGGUUCCUGCGAUUCAAUCCUCGCUUGCCUUGGUCUAGCUCGAUUUUCUUUUAUGUUGCUGGUUUUGGCUGUGUACUUUGUGUCUUACCUGUAUCCCAAUCUUGCAAACUCUCAGAGUGCAAUAAACAACUUGCAGUAUACAUGGCUGUUUUUCAAUGACAUUUGCAUGUGGCUUGCCACUUGGCUCUGCAUUUUUUACUGUGUACGAAUAGUGAAAAUUCAAGUACAUAUUUAUGUCAUAUUUAAGACUCAUUUUGAUCACUGGGUCCCUUACUUCUUGUUGGCAAGUGUUGCGAUCUCGGCAUUCUGCAGCAACUCUUCUACAUAUACCUGCCUAAACAAUUUUGUCAACUUGAGCAAGUUUGAUCAGGUCAAUAAAUCAACGCAAUUCAUUUUAGGUGGGUCAGACUACUCAACCUUCUCUACCCUUUCUGUGGUGGGGACCCUUCCUCCAUUUCUUCUGUUCUGCGCUGCAGCUGGACUGGUGGUUGGCUCUCUUUUAAGACACACAACAAAGAUGAAGGCGCAGGAGAAGACGGGGUUCAGGGAGCCAUCAUUAAAUGCCCAUUAUAGAGCUGUUAAAAUGAUGACUGCCUUCUUCAUUUUAUUUUUAUUUUACAUGGUGGCAUUCAAUCUAAAUUCCUCAGGAGUGCUAAGCGAAGGCAUAUGGUUUUGUUUUUGCACUAUCAUCAUUGGAGCCUAUCCUUCUUUACAUUCUAUUCUGCUUGUCAAUGGAAACCAAAAGCUCAAACAAGUUUUUAUGAGGAUUCUACAGAAGACAAAAUUCUACAAACAAGAUCUAACUCCUACAGAGACGCUCUCUGAUUAA
Messenger RNA from Pseudophryne corroboree (corroboree frog), 1014 nucleotides. Its product is annotated as taste receptor type 2 member 1-like. Gene Ontology annotation, biological process: detection of chemical stimulus involved in sensory perception of bitter taste; G protein-coupled receptor signaling pathway; sensory perception of taste. The transcript has a single exon. NCBI's taxonomy places the organism in Eukaryota, Metazoa, Chordata, Amphibia, Anura, Myobatrachidae. Gene Ontology annotation, molecular function: G protein-coupled receptor activity; bitter taste receptor activity. The coding region runs from base 1 to 1014 and encodes 337 amino acids. Gene Ontology annotation, cellular component: membrane. The record is from RefSeq and is a predicted model, not a curated record.